Messenger RNA from Aspergillus campestris IBT 28561, 2581 nucleotides. RefSeq names its product transmembrane 9 family protein. The record is from RefSeq and is a predicted model, not a curated record. NCBI's taxonomy places the organism in Eukaryota, Fungi, Ascomycota, Eurotiomycetes, Eurotiales, Aspergillaceae. Gene Ontology annotation, cellular component: endosome; fungal-type vacuole membrane. The transcript has 5 exons. Bases 157 to 2103 code for a protein of 648 amino acids. Gene Ontology annotation, biological process: protein localization to membrane; vacuolar transport.
CCUUCAUUCCCACCUUUAACAUCUCUAGCGCCAACUGCGGUUCUUUUUGGGACGAUACGCUGGACUCCCGCUCUAUUGGAUGCUGGCGUCUGGCUCAUGAGAACCUGAACUCUUUUCUCGAUGGUGUAGUAGCUGUAGACUGACUACACACCCACAAUGCGGCUCGAUAUACGAUCCGGGCCCAUCGCGGCCAUCUUACUUACGAUCCCUUCGCUGUCCUCGGCCUUCUAUCUUCCCGGCGUCGCCCCGACUUCCUACGAUGAAGGGCAGUCGGUCCCGCUUUACGUCAACCACCUCAAUCCCAGCCUAGCUCAGCAAGACGAACAGCUCCAUUCGGUCUUUGCCUACGACUACUAUCAUCCGGCUUUCCAUUUCUGCCAACCGGAGGGUGGACCGGAAGAUGUGCGGGAGUCGUUAGGGAGCAUCCUGUUUGGCGACCGCAUCCAGACCUCCCCCCUCGAAUUGCACAUGCGCAAAAAUGAGACCUGCAAGGCCAUGUGUAAUCAGGUGGAUUUUGAUGCUCGGUCUGCCAGGUUUACAAAUCGGCGGAUUGCGCAGGGGUACAAUAUCAACUGGCUGGUCGAUGGGCUUCCGGGAGCACAGAUCAAUUUAGAAUCCGUGACGGACACCCAAUUUUACAGCCCGGGAUUCGCGCUGGGCGCGAUCGCCGAAAAUGGGGACAUGGUGUUGAACAAUCACUUUGAUAUCUUUGUCGAAUAUCAUCGCGUGGGCUUUGGAAACAAGGACAAGUUCCGGGUUGUCGGAGUGCUCGUCCAACCGGACUCUCGCAGCAACUCCAAGGUACUGCCGGAUGGCAACGUGGAAUGCGGCACCCCUGAGACGGGUGUCGUGUUGGAUGAGGAUGGAACAUCGUCGGUGACUUGGACCUACGGUAUUUACUGGCGCGAAUCGCCCACUCCCUGGGCCACUCGCUGGGAUAAGUACCUCCACGUUUACGAUCCGAAGAUCCACUGGUUUUCGCUCAUCAAUUCCGCCGUUUUCGUUGUCUUCCUGGUCGGCAUGGUCAGCAUGAUCCUUGCCAGGGCUCUCAGAAAGGAUAUCGCCCGUUACAACCGCCUGGACAUGAUCAACUUGGAUGACCUGGAUGGAACGUCGGCUGCUGUGGAGGAUGGGAUCCAGGAGGACUCGGGCUGGAAAUUAGUGCACGGCGAUGUCUUCCGCUGCCCGCAAUCUCCCCUGCUUCUGAGUGUCCUCGUUGGUAAUGGCGCUCAGCUCUUCAUGAUGACGGGCGUGACAGUGGUGUUUGCCCUGCUGGGGCUGCUCUCUCCUGCGAAUCGCGGUUUCCUGGCCACUGCGAUUCUGUUGAUCUACACCGUGUUUGGGUUCAUCGGAGGGUAUGUGUCCGCGCGCGUCUACAAAUCGCUCGGUGGAGAGUCGUGGAAGCGCAAUAUCGUCAUGACUCCUGUGCUCGUCCCCGGCUUCAUCUUCGGUACCUUCUUCCUCCUGAACUUGUUCGUCUGGGCCAAGGGGUCCAGCGGGGCGGUGCCUUUCACGACCAUGCUGGCUCUUGUUGCCAUCUGGUUCGUCAUCAGCGUGCCUCUGAGCAUUGCGGGUAGCUGGCUUGGUUUCAAGCAACGGCCUAUUGAGGGUCCCACCAAGACCAACCAGAUUCCUCGCCAGAUUCCUCCCAUGACAGGAAGCCUGCGUACCAUUCCGUCUCUGCUCCUGACGGGUAUCCUUCCCUUCGGCGCCAUCUUCGUCGAACUGUACUUUAUCAUGACCUCCCUUUGGACUAACAAGAUCUACUACAUGUUUGGAUUCCUGUUCCUCUGCUACGGUUUGAUGAUUAUCACGUCCGCGGCCACCACGGUGUUGCUGGUUUAUUUCCUGCUCUGUGCCGAGAACUACCGCUGGCACUGGAGGGCGUUUGCCGGUGCCGGAAUGACCGGCGGCUACGUGUUCCUCAACGCCCUUCUCUUCUGGGCCACUCGCGUUAGCUUCGGCGGUAUUACCGGUGCGGUGUUGUAUGUGGGCUACUCGGCCCUGAUUGGGUUUGUGGUGUUUAUCUUGACCGGCUCCAUUGGUUUCUUCGCCAGCUGGGCCUUUGUGCAGCGCAUCUACGGCUCGAUCAAGGUGGAUUAAUUAGAUCUCGAUCUAUCCUUGGUUGCCCCUUUUUCGCGCAACAGGCCGGACGAUGAUGCUCUCAUCACACGUGUCACGCAUCAUGCAUCUCACAUCAUGGCUGCGACUUCCAUCCCUUCCGGACGAGAUUCGGUGGCUUCCGGGGACGAUGCUUUCGCAUAUAGAAUGAAGCCUGCUCGGUGACCGACUGCUUUUGAAUAUCCCUGUACAUUUUAUGGCUCUUUUUCCAUGGCUCAAUCUCACCCAACGCUUUACCAUUCCAUGUAUAUAGACUAGCGGGGAGUGUCUCUAUCUUACUCAUCACUCAUCUUAUUAUUCUGGUUGUUUCCAUUCUUGUCUCUCCGUGGACCCGGUUCCCUGAGCCGAGGUGUAUCCACUUACCACAGUCGGUUGGCUCACCGGAUAUAUACCGCGUCACACGGACCAGGUUGGUAUUGCGGCUGGUUAGUGUCACUGUAUGAUAUCGAAGGAAUUUAGC